This is a messenger RNA of Drosophila innubila, 845 nucleotides long. RefSeq lists its product as uncharacterized. The coding region runs from base 49 to 744 and encodes 231 amino acids. Lineage: Eukaryota; Metazoa; Arthropoda; Insecta; Diptera; Drosophilidae. The record is from RefSeq and is a predicted model, not a curated record. The transcript is spliced from 3 exons.
CGUUUGACUUUUGCUUUGGCAAGUUCUCUCAGUAUUAAAAAUAAUAUUAUGUAUACGUUACUGGUGUUUAUUAUUUGCCUUAGAAUAAUCCACAGUGCGGAAUUACCUAAAAAUAUAAACAAGUGUCAUUUUGGAGAUGAGGAGUGCAUCAAAGGAAGCAUCAACCAGCUUAUAAAGAGCUAUCCUAAGGGAAUUCCCAGUUUGAAUAUCAAACCAUUUGAUGAUUUUCGACCGAGUGAUCUGCAGCUAUGGGAUUCUCCUCGGGUUGGAGGAUCCUUUUUAAAAUUUAGACUUGUAAAUCAAAUGAUCAGUGGCUGUCAGAAUGCAACUGUCACCCGUGUAAGUGGCUUCGAUGAGGACCCCAACAGGAAUAAAAUAGAAAUCGAGCUGCGUAUACCCAGACUGAUCCAUAGAUCUACAUAUCAGAUGCAGCUGCGUUGGCUAUCGAUGGUUCAGUCAAACACUUCUGGACCCUGCUAUGCCGAAUUCCAGAAUGUCACGCUAACACUCAACUUGAAGGUGAUUGUAAAGUUUCAGAAGGAGAAGCGCUACCUGAAGAUCUAUGAGCUCAUGCCACAACUGGAAUUAGGACGGUUUGUUCUUAGAUUGGAUGAUCUUUAUAAGGAAAACUUGGAUCUUACAUUGGCCGUUAAUCGUGCGUACAAUGAAAACUGGAUAGAGCUUUGGAAUGAUAUAGAACACAAUGUGUUGGCCAGUUAUAGUCAGGAGGGAGCUCAACUGUAGGAUAAGAUAUUCGCGAGUAUCUCAUAUGACGAUAUGUUCUUGAAGAACUCAGUAGUAAAGUAUUGAGCAUGUUAAUAAACCAGUUAGAUUUGUAAUUGCAA